Xyrichtys novacula (pearly razorfish) is the source of this 5067-nucleotide messenger RNA. The record is from the annotation of a GenBank genome assembly. Lineage: Eukaryota; Metazoa; Chordata; Actinopteri; Labriformes; Labridae.
AGGCUGAGAUUAUGGUGUUUGUUUGCUGUUUGAUUAAUCUGUGCAGCCGUAUCCUCCAAUAAAGCAGAAAAAAAGAGAAAAGCAGCAGGGAUAUGAUAUUGAUGGGGUCUCGAGUGCCCCCCGCUGGAACAGUGCAUUGUGGGACAGCGGCAGGCUGUGGUUUCCGUAUUUAGGGUUUUUGCAGCUAGCUGAAAGCUGCGUUUCCAUGCAGCCUAUUAGAAGAAAUGGAGGAAAAUGGGACGCCGCCGUAUUGAUGUUUUCCACUGAAAGGACCGCUCGGCUGCCUCAGUUUUAGGUGCGUAUUUUAAAUAUGGUGGUCCGGGUCUAACAUGGAGGCUGUUUUUAACGAGGUUUGGUCUGGACUGGACUGCUUGUUGGUAGUUAGCCGCAAAUGCUAACGCACCGUUAGCUUUUAAGAGGAGGAUUCCUGUCAUAAAACAAUAAAACUGCAGACUGCUUUCUGGUAUUUUGAGCGUUUUAUCUCACCCGGUGAAAAUAUAAGCGAUGGUGUGAAAAGGCUGUAAUCGAUGUAAGCUGUCUGUGGCUCUGUGUGUCUGUCAGGAGAGAAAACUAAAGGAAACGCUUCAGGGCUCCGAGUGAAAUGUUGACACAGAAACAGGACACGAUAGACAAACAUUUUUAUCAAACUCAGGUUCAGAUUGUGCAAAGGAAAGAGUCAGCAUUGCGAAUUGAACUACUUUCGGCUGCAGGAGCAACGGUUACGAUUCGACGAGCUGUAAAUGCGUGAAGAGCCCUGCAGGGAUAUUACACACAUAUACGAGGUGAUAACUUUAUACAGCAUCCAGCCACAACAUCAUGAACACCUAAUGGAAUUUAAUUCAACUUAAGAUUUACUCAAAGAAAGUUUCUGCAUUUUUAGUUUUUGUUGACAUGGCCAGACUUGCUUUAAAUUAAUUGCUAAAGUUGAGGUGGGUGUGUUGGAGGUGUGCUGUAGUUAGGGCUAGGCAUGUGCCGAUAUGAAAAAUUUUAUAUCACGAUAUUGGUGAUCCAAAAUAUCACGAUUCACGGUAUUAUCGCAUUGCUUUUAACGUAAUUAAAGAUGCUGGAUGGUGUUCACGGAGAUGGGCAUGUAGGUUUGAAGUGUUAGACGGCGGCGCUGCAACUUCCUUACGGCAUAACCUGCAGAUUGGUGUCAGGUUUACCUGCUCCGUCUGUUUUGUGAAGCCGUAAAACGUCCAUACUAUGUCUCAGUCUCCGACUGUUCUCGCAUUUUGUUGUAAAAUUUCUUCAUUUUCUCUUUUAAUGUUCCCGCUUUUGUUAGGCUGGCAUUAAUGUACUUAAUUUCAGAGUUUGUUUUGGAUUUGGGACUACUGUUGUGGUGGUUUGUUUGUACAUUUUGCUACCGAGGCUUUGACACCGUGGGUAAGACUACAAGUGGGUUAGGUUGGUAUGUAGUCGGCAUGCUCGCCUCUGCUGAGUGACGCUGCCACUUGUCUUUAAAUUAUAAUUGUGGAACGAUUAUUACAGUACACAUUAUUACGGUUUACUUCUCCGGCGACUUACAGAAGUGGAGCAGGAAAAGCUGGACUCUGAUUGGCUGUUGUGACGCACAUUUCCGCUUUGUUUGAUUGAGUUAAUAUGCUCACAAAUAAUUACUGUGAUCGAAAUGAAAUUUACCACGAUCAUAAAUCAUGAUCAUAUAAUCACCAGUCCUACUUUUGUAUUGCACAUGUUCUGCAACGUGUCACUGCUGGGAAAGAUUUGAGGUAUUACCCAACUUUGUGAGAACAUGUACUCGACACAAUUUGCAGUGCACAUUACUCUGCUUCAUGUCCGACUUCAAAAAAACAAAAAACCUCCACACCACCGACGUUUUCAUGCCAAUUUUGUCGGCGAUGUCGUCAUCUGUUGAGCCGUCAUCUGAAUUUCUGCCAGGGGUAGCACUCAUUUUCUUUUUUUUCUCACCAACAGUGCUGUCUGCUUUACGUGUUAAAGUGCUAUGGUUGUGUGUAGCUGCAGCCUGCGACUACGCAGUUGUUUGCUUCUUGGUUCUAAUUCAGCACAUAAUUGGUUCAGUGCGAAUCGAGGGAAAUUGAUUUUCGAUGUGUAUCGUUAUCUUCUUAUCGCCUAGCCCUAGCUGUAGUGUAUUAUUGUAAGGUGUUCUUAAUACGAUGCAUUUGUAAAGAAGCGGGUAAAAUACCUAAUGCUGUGACUGGUUGGUGUAUAGUCAUUGCUGUUUUAUUAUGGUCCAUCCAAACUUGUGUGGCUAAGACUUUGUUAAAUUUUGUAGGCGUUACGUGGGGUGUGUUCAUUAAUAUUUUCACAGAUGAUCAAAGGUAUCAAAUGUCUCAGUACCACACACAGACUAUCAAGCUUGGGCACAGUCAGGGGUGAACCACAAGAGAGAGAAUUAGGCGGGUGCUAGAAAAAAAGAAUAGUGUCAGAUAUCAACAGAAAAGGGCUGUCAUUGUUGAAUCUUUCUUCAGGACACAGACUUACAAAAGCGAAACCUGGGUGCUUUAGUUAACUGUUUAUUUAACUAAAAGGCCAAUUUUAAAUAUGUAUUAAUCAGAGAUAAGCAUCCCCAAAAAAAUCUAUAUUUUCAUUUUUGUCUGUCAUUUUAUGCAAGACAAGACCGUUUCUGUGUGUGUGUCUGUGUGUGUGUGUGUGCUCUGACUAAAGCUACAGGAGUCAUUUCACAAUAUUAUGUUUCAGUCAUCACAUCGUUUCUAUUAACCAGAUUUAAACCUUGCAAAAUGAAUUAGUGUUUGCAAUGUAAUAUUUUUGGCUUCUAACAUGUGAUGAGCUUGUUUUAGUAGCUUGACACUACUUCCAAGUGCCUUCACAAGCAAAUGGAGGAAAAAAGGAUUAGCCUUUUUCCCCCUGGUUUUAAUUUUGAUAUCAUAGGAUUUAGUUAUUUUAUUCCAUGCAGUGUAUGUAUAUUUUCUUAAUCUAGUAGCUUAUUAGCCCUUUUCAUUUAACAUCUGUCACUAUUUUAUGAGCUUGUAGUUAAAAUAAGCAUCUUACUGUUUCUUUGGCUCCCAGUAUGUGACAUUUAUUCUAAUUUUGUGAUGGGUGAUCUAACAAUUUAAGACAGUGGCAGAUGCUUUUAAAACUCAUUUGAUAUAUUGCAAUACACUGCAUACUGAUAUGAACUAGUAUAGGCAUUUUCACCAUGACAGUCCUAGUUUCAGUACCACAAUGCACCUAACUUUUUCAUGAUGUCUCUCUCCUUUAGGUGGUUCCUGCACACUGCUGCCCUGCUGCCUCCAAGCUACCGUCAUGCCUUAUGGAGAAUCUAUCCACCGUCAAUGACAUUCCAGUGGGGUCUGUGUUUACAACAAAGAAUCAUUUAGCCAACAAUUAGCCUCAUAGCAGCUUCUUUUUAAUCAGGCUUGCACCCUUUACAAAGCACAUCAUCCUCGCUGCAAACCUGAGAUCUUCAUUUCACCGCAAUCAACUUCUCUCCCCCCUGGCAAGAGGCUGACCCCUUAUCAUGAGAUUCCGAAUCUACAAGAGGAAGGUGGUGAUACUGACCGUGGUGGUUGUCAUCUGUGGCCUCGCUUUCUGGAGCAGCGGAAGGCAGAAGAAGAGCGAAAGUGGAGCGUUCCCAAAGGAGGUGGAGACGGCGAGGAGAAGCAGCAGCAUUAGCAGUAGCAGCAGUAGCAUCAACAUUAACAAUCAUAUCCAAGUACAAGCUACACCUGUGGUGAGCCGGGCACCUGUCCACCCUCCAGUUAUACAUGCAAAUGACACACACCAGGAAAAAGCAAAGGACAAGGAGAAGAUCUCCAAACCAGAGAUAGAUAACACCACUUUAGUCUACCGGGGCAUCGUCUUUCAGCUCAACUUCGACCAAACGAUAAGAAAUGAGGAAAAGUUCAAGGCGGCACGGCAGAAGGAUGAUCUGGUUGUGGUGGUUCAGGUCCAUAACAGACCGGACUACCUUAAACUCUUAGUGGACAGUCUGCGGAAGGCCAGAGGCGUAGAGAGCAUACUGCUGAUAUUCAGCCAUGACUUCUGGUCUCCUGAAAUAAACAAGGUGGUUGCCUCUGUGGACUUUUGUCAGGUACUUCAGAUUUUCUUCCCCUUCAGCAUUCAGCUAUACCCACAGGAGUUCCCGGGACAUGACCCCAGGGACUGUCCCAGAGACAUCCCCAAAAAAGACGCCUUAAAGAUGGGCUGCAUCAACGCAGAGUACCCUGACUCGUUCGGCCACUACCGGGAGGCAAAGUUCUCUCAGACCAAGCACCACUGGUGGUGGAAGCUGCACUUUGUAUGGGAAAGAGUACAAGCUGUGAAGGAUCACAAAGGUCUGGUCCUCCUGAUCGAGGAGGACCACUUCUUGUCCCCGGACUUUAUCCAUCUCUUAAAGCUGAUGUCAGCCCUGAAAAGAGAGCAGUGCACCGACUGCGACAUCCUCUCACUGGGAAGCUACAGCCACAUCGGCUACUCCAGCAAAGCUAACAAGGUUGAGGUGAAGGCGUGGAAGUCCACUGAGCACAACAUGGGGAUGGCCCUGAAUAGAGAGACAUACCAGAAGCUCAUCCAGUGCACCGACACGUUCUGCACGUACGACGACUACAACUGGGACUGGUCCUUGCAGCACUUGACUGUGGCCUGCCUGCCCUCUUACUGGAAGGUCAUGGUGAGCGAGGCGCCCAGGAUCUUCCACGCCGGGGACUGCGGCAUGCACCACAAAAAGGCCUCCUGCAUGCCGAUGAGCCAGAAAACCAAGAUAGAGAACAUCCUCCAGAGCAGCGGGAACCAGCUGUUCCCAAAGAACCUCCUGAUAACUAAGAGACUGCCUGCAAACGGGGCUGGAGGGGUGGCUCCACAUGUGAAAAACGGGGGCUGGGGAGAUAUCAGGGACCAUGAACUCUGCAAGAGUUAUGUUCGAUUACAGUGACCUUAAUUACUACUAUUAUAUAUUCUUGUCUCUUUUGCAUCCUCUAUACAGAAAAAAGCCUUUUAAAGUAAAUCUUUAUGGACUAUUCUUCAUAUUGCCUGUUUUAUCGGACUGUUCCAAAUAAAAACGAAUGUUGGAUUUUUGGCUUCUUUAACACAAAUAUGUCUUUACAUUGAAUUAUUUAAGUGAUUCCUGGC